This is a messenger RNA of Prosopis cineraria, 586 nucleotides long. RefSeq lists its product as uncharacterized. The record is from RefSeq and is a predicted model, not a curated record. The transcript has a single exon. Bases 45 to 359 code for a protein of 104 amino acids. Lineage: Eukaryota; Viridiplantae; Streptophyta; Magnoliopsida; Fabales; Fabaceae.
CGAAGCAUCGAUCAAGGCCAUCCAAAGAAAUAAAGAAUUAGGAAAUGGAAUCGGAGCUUGUGAUGAUGAGAAGGCUUCUUGCCCUGAUGGGAAAUGAAGGGCAGGGUCAGGCAAGAACGUCAAACGGAGGCCACAACAGUGGGACUCAAGGUUCAUUCACCAACAGUGGAUCUGGUUCUCAACAGUUCCGAGACGUUAACUACAAUAACGGCGCUUGUUCCGGCAACGGCAACGUAUAUCCUCGCUACUACAACGACGGUGGCAACCUCAUCCAUAACAGUGGUACUGUCCAUGGCAACGGUAACGGCUCCAUUGUCUAUGGAGGCCUUGAUUCCUCCACCCGAAACAGAUAUUGGUAAUAAGCUGAUAUUAUGCUAGGCCCUGUAUUAAGGAAUAAUAAUAAUCAUAAAGAACAAUGAACGAUAACUUAUGGAAAGGGUGGUGCUGCUAUAGCCCUGUACAAUUAAUUACUGGUUUGCUCCUUUAAUUAAUAUAUACAUAUAUAUAGUCUGUGUGCUUUGUAAUCACAGGAGGAUCUUCAUCCUCCUCUUUCAUGUUAUUAAUAAUAAAUAAAUAUUUUAUUUAA